Molecule: messenger RNA, 918 nt
Organism: Cutaneotrichosporon cavernicola
Lineage: Eukaryota; Fungi; Basidiomycota; Tremellomycetes; Trichosporonales; Trichosporonaceae
Exons: 3
Coding region: 1-918 (305 amino acids)
Biological process (GO): translational initiation
Cellular component (GO): eukaryotic translation initiation factor 3 complex, eIF3m
Molecular function (GO): metallopeptidase activity; translation initiation factor activity; translation initiation factor binding
Source: RefSeq, a predicted model, not a curated record
AUGUCGCUCGACGCUCCUACGUCCGCGAUCCACCUCACUCAGCCCCCCAGCGGCUCGUCGCACCUGCGGCCGCCCGCGCUCAUCACGAUCCACCCAUCCGUGAUCGCGUCCAUCCUCACCCACCACCAGCGCCGGCCAGCGGACAGCACCACCCCCCGCGUCAUCGGUACCCUCCUUGGUGUGCGCAGCGAGAAUGGCCAGGAGAUCGAUGUGCGCUCCAGCUUUGCCGUGCCGCAUUCGGAGGGCCAGGAGCAGGUUGCGCUUGACAUGCCGUUCCAGCAGGGCAUGAUGGAGCUGCUCUCCAAGAACGGCAUCAAGGAGUCGAUUGUCGGAUGGUACGCUACUCACCCCGACCUCAACGCCUACUCGGCUCUCAUCCAGAACUACUUCUCCCAGGAGACUGGCGCGUCCCAGGCCAUCCACCUCACCGUCGACACUGACCUCGACGCCAGCGGCAAAAAGGGCCUCGGCAUCAAGGGCUGGGUCUCGUCGUCGCUCGGUCUUAACCCCAAGCCUGAGAACUGCGUCUUCCUCCCGGUCCCCGUCGUCAUCAAGUACGCCGACUCAGAGCGUGCUGGCCUCGACCUCCUCACCUCGGGCAACCCCACCCCGUCACCCUCGCUCCCGCCCCUCCCCUCGCUCUCCUCCUCGCUCUCGCAGCUGUCGACCCUCAUCGACAAUGCACUCGAGUACGUCCAGGCCGUCAACGCCGGUCAGAACGCCGGUGAUGCCGAGGUUGGGCGUUACCUUCUCGAGGGUGUUGGUCGCUGGUCGGCCGGCGCUGGCUCGAACGCCGAGGAGGGCGGAAUCAAGGAGGGUCUGCAGGACACCCUCAGCGUGUCGUACCUGUCCAACCUGGUGCGCGCGCAGGUCGAGCUUGCUGGCCGCCUCGCCCUGCUUCCCCAGUCGCAGCAGUAG